GGCUAGCUUAGCUAGGAAGCUAGGAAAGGCAUGAGGUUUAGCUAGGAGGAGCCAUGAAGUGGCGUGAGGUUUAGGAAGGAGAAAAAGACAGUCUUGCCCUAAUUUCACUCACCAAGAAUCUGCACCGCUAACUGUUGUGGUCAGCCGACCUAGGCCCUCCCCAUCGCUCUUCGCUCGUCCCCUGGAACGUGCCACCGUCUCUUCACGCCGUCUCUGCAGUACGCGUAGUCUUCUCCAUCCGCCAAUUUCGCUCGCUUCACGCAUCGCCGCUUCUUAGUGUCCCGUCGCUUUGGUCCGUCGAUCCGAUAGACUCAAUUCGACGAGAAACAACCAGCGACCAUCAGCUAGUUGCUGAUCAACGAUCAAAGAUCGACGGCCGCCGCAAUGGCUCCCGCCCUCGACAUCGCCGCCACUGCCAACGCCACGUCCGUCGCUCCCGGCGCCUCGUCAGAGGCAUGGGAGGAGGUCAUGCGCGAACAGCUCGCCACGUGGUUCGACGACCCGGACUUCAUCGACGAGGUUCCGUCAAUGACGGUUUCCGUCGGAGAUAACGCUCUCUGUCAGCUCGACGGCGUCGCGACCGUCGCGCUUCCGCCCGACUCGGUCUUUUCCGUCGUGUGCGACCCGCACAACCGGCGCGUGUUCAAGAACAUAAAAUCCGUCAAGAACGAGCGCGUCGUGAGUGACUGUAACGGGGUGAAGGAGCUCGAGAUGGACAUGGUCUUCGCGUUCCAGCUGCCUUUCUUUACAGGCACGUUCGACGCGCAGGUGCGCAUGGUGCACGACCGCCCGAACCGCAAGAUGACCUUCGCGCUAACGCACCCCGGCUUUAUGAAGAAAUUCGAGGGGUACUGGCAGGUCGAGCCGCUCCUCGUCCCCGCCUCCUCCGCCACCUCCCCCUUCCCCACCUCCCUCGCCUCUAUCUCUUCCACCUCCGCCCCCUGCUCCCCCAAUUUCACCUCCGCGCCGCAAUCCCCCAUCUCGGAUUCUUUUCCUUCGGGCAGCCCGGAUGAUGAUGAUGAUGCCGAUUGGCCUGGCAGCGCCAGCAGCAGCCCGGACCGCCUGCCCGGCUCCGCGGACCCUCCCGCAGAUGGCGCCGCGAUCGGCGCGGGCGUGCGCGUGGCGUCGCGGCUGGUGCUGCAUCAGGUGGUGCAGCCGUCGCUGGCGCCGCCCGGGAUUUUCAAGCGGUGCAUCCACACGAUUCUGCAGAUGGCGACGCGAACCGUGCUGGUGGUGUUCCAGCAUGAAGCCGCGCGGAUUCGGAGCAGCAGGGGGAAGGCGGAGGCGGAGGAGGGGGAGGGGGAGAAGGGCGGGAGGUGGGGCGCGCUGUUUCUCCACAGAGAGGCGUUUGGGAUCAAGAAAAACGGGGCUGGGCUGGGGAAGGUGGGCCUGGGGAAGGUUGGUCUUGGGAAGCUGGGUCACGACAUGAAGGGAGCAGCGCAUCGGAAGUAGUAAUAGGAGGGCGUUGGUUAUGGAAGGCAAUAUGGGUUGAUGUUUUCUAGAGUUUAGUGCAGUACAGUGGAAGCCGCAUACUACCACAGUAAACCAAAACAGACUAUUCAUCGCUACUUUGAGGGUGUAGUGUGCCGCAUUGUUGUAUGGUGCUAAGGCAUGGCAUGGACAGCAUGGUUGGUUGUGAUUUUGAAGCAGGUAUUACACUGCAGCAGGUUUACAACAAUGCGGCCCUUAGGCAUGGUUCUGACACCAGCAGCAGCAGCAGCAGCAUUGGUAAUACGUGCAGAAAAUGAAGGUCGGUGCCACAUGCAGAGGAGGCGUCUGCUGUUGUCAGCAACAUGCUUUAGAGUCUUGGGAAAUGUAUGUUUAAUGGAUGCCUUUGAUCCGGGGUUUGAUCAUUCUGGUAAUCUGAGUUUUGCGUU
Molecule: messenger RNA, 1877 nt
Organism: Closterium sp. NIES-67
Lineage: Eukaryota; Viridiplantae; Streptophyta; Zygnematophyceae; Desmidiales; Closteriaceae
Source: the annotation of a GenBank genome assembly